Messenger RNA from Leptonychotes weddellii (Weddell seal), 2336 nucleotides. NCBI's taxonomy places the organism in Eukaryota, Metazoa, Chordata, Mammalia, Carnivora, Phocidae. The record is from RefSeq and is a predicted model, not a curated record.
UUUUAUCCCUUGAAGAUUUUUCUGGGUUUUAUUUACUGUUUUGUCCCGUAGGAGGUUUGUUUCUCACAGGGUGACGUGAUGUCCACAGGGUGGAAGUGGAGUAAGGUGAGCCUGUGGAAUUGGCGGGGAUCGAUUGGGCCGAGCGCCAAAGUAGAGGCCAAGAAACAGAAUGCUGCCAGCACCCAGUGAUGUGCUGUGAGCCUCUUCCCAAUUAUAUUGCAUCCUCACACCCAAAGGUCCUGAUGCCCCAGGAGCAAAAGGAUUAUGUGAAGGAGGAAAAAGUUACGAGAUGUGGUGUCAGUUUUUACGGGGGCACGCCUGACCGAGACUGAGAUUUCUGAAGAGAAACUAAAAGUAGAUCCAGGAGACACAAGGCAGAGCUUCCCUACCGCCAGCUGUUUUCAGGGAGCAGAACAAAUGACCCAGGCCCAGGAAUCCCUGACAUUUGAUGAUGUGGCCGUGGACUUCACCUGGGAGGAGUGGCAGCUCCUGGCCCCCGCUCAGAAGGACCUGUACUGGGAUGUGAUGUUGGACAACUAUAGGAACCUGGUGUCAGUGGGUUUUCACAUCAGCAAGCAAGAUGUGCUCUCCAAGUUGGAUCAAAGAGAACCAACAUGGACAGUGGAAGAAGACAUCCCCUGUCAAACCCGUUCAGAAACCUGGAAACUUGAUGACUACUUGCCAGAGCACUUACAAAGUGAAAUCAAGGAGAAUAGCCUAGAACGACGGCGCAAACAGAAAACAUUUGAAAAUAACGUUCAUCAGAGCACAGCUCGUUUCGUGUUAAGGCAAAAUCAUGAUAUGUGUGGCUUACAUGGAGAAACUAUGAAACCAAACUUAACUUUACUUCACCAGAGCAGAAGCUAUGAAAUAAAGAACCCUGCAGAUCUUACUGGAGGUGGAAAAUCCUUUCUACAUGCUAUUAAUGAACAGUUUCAUCCCAAAAUUAAAUUCCCUGAAAGCAGAAAACUCAUUAGUACUAAGUCCCAAUUCAUCAAGCAUCAGAAAACGCAAAAAACAGACAAACCUCAUGUAUGCAGUGAAUGUGGGAAAGCCUUCAUCAAGAAGUCCUGGCUCACUGAUCACCAGAUCAUUCAUACAGGAGAGAAACCCCACAGGUGUAGCCUGUGUGGGAAAGCAUUCUCCAGAAAGUUCAUGCUUACCGAACACCAGAGAACACAUACAGGAGAAAAACCUUAUGAAUGCACUGAAUGUGGCAAAGCCUUCCUGAAGAAAUCACGGCUCAAUAUACAUCAGAAAACACAUACAGGAGAGAAACCAUAUAUAUGCAGUGAAUGUGGAAAAGGCUUCAUCCAGAAGGGAAAUCUUAUUGUACAUCAGCGAAUCCAUACUGGAGAGAAACCUUAUAUAUGCAAUGAGUGUGGGAAAGGCUUCAUCCAGAAGACAUGCCUGAUAGCACAUCAAAGAUUUCACACAGGAAAGACUCCCUUUGUGUGCAGUGAAUGUGGAAAAUCCUGUUCCCAGAAGUCAGGUCUCAUUAAACAUCAAAGAAUUCACACGGGAGAGAAACCCUUUGAAUGCAGUGACUGUGGGAAAGCCUUUACCACAAAGCAAAAGCUCAUUGUCCAUCAGAGAACUCACACAGGUGAAAGACCCUAUAUCUGCAGUGAGUGUGGGAAAGCUUUCGCCUACAUGUCUUGCCUUGUUAAACAUAAGAGAAUACACACAAGAGAGAAAUGUGGAGAUUCAGUCAAAAUGGAAAAGCCUCCCUCAGAGAAUCACAGCUUAUCACAGACGAGUGGUGCCAUGCAGGAGAAAGACCUUGUCAAUACAGUGACUAUGCACGUGCCUUCGGUGGCUUGUCAGACGCCAGUAAACAUCAGUGGGCUCUUAGCAAAUAGGAAUGUGGUCCUAGUGGGACAGCCUGCAGCCAGAUGUGCACCUUCAGGAGACAACAGAGGAUUGACACAGGACAGAAACCUUAUGAAUGCAGUGAAUGUGGUCAUGCCUUCAGUGGUCAAUUAUGUCUUAUUUUAUGUCGCAGAAAACCAGUAGGAGAAAGCUCAGAGACCUUCUAUGUGGAGAAGGGUUGAGCAAAAAUUUCUAGGUCAUAGUAUGGCUGAAAAGUAUAUACUGAGAGGAACUAUAUAAAUGCCGAGGCUGGGAAAGCCUGAUCUCCUCAUCCUAUUAAAAAUAUGCAUUGAUACAUAGGCAUAAUCUGAUGUCAACCCAAAUACAUACACCUCAAUUGCUGUAUUGUGUCUGUUAAAGGAAUGAAGGAAGUCAGAGUUCAGUAAGUGGAGGGAAUAAGUCGGUGAAUUUUAAAAACAUACAAGGAAGGGGCGCCUGGGUGGCUCAGUUGGUUGGGCGACUGC